Molecule: messenger RNA, 777 nt
Organism: Gossypium arboreum
Lineage: Eukaryota; Viridiplantae; Streptophyta; Magnoliopsida; Malvales; Malvaceae
Product: protein GRAVITROPIC IN THE LIGHT 1-like
Exons: 2
Coding region: 1-777 (258 amino acids)
Biological process (GO): negative gravitropism; response to red or far red light
Source: RefSeq, a predicted model, not a curated record
AUGACACUAACGCCUCCAUGGCCAACGCCUCCACCACAUCAUGAUCGCCGAGGUUCCCACGAUAGCCAUCUUGAUGUAGCUGCUAAAACCAUUAAACCUGAAGCUAUUUUUGCAAGAGAAAGCCAUAAGUGCUUUGCAUUUGAAUCCUUUGUGUGUAAAACAAUUUUAAAAGGUUUUGACUCUCCUGACUUUGGGGUUGCAAAAGAUUCUAACUCAAAAAGACUUGACCCCGAGCAACAUUUCAACACAUUCAAGACCUUGAAAUCUGCACACCCUAAAUCAUUUUUAGCUCAAAACCUAAGCUCUUCUUUAGUUAGAUUCACCAAAACCAAGUACCUCAACCUUGUCUAUGCUAAAAUAGAAUGUUCCUUUUUUAGGAACUUAAACCAAAGCAAGAUAGUUACCUCCGAUGGGUUUCUGAAUACAACUUUUUUCACAGCUUUUGCAGAGAUGUUUAGACAAUCUUGGCUCUUGCAUUUCUUGGGAUUUUCAAUGCAUGAACAAGUUCCAAUCUUUCAAGUAAAGAAAGACUGUAGCUUAUCGGAGAUUUACAUUGAAAAUGUAACUGAAGAAUCACUUUUAUUGGAUGAAAUCAACGAUGGAAAUGUUGAUUCAAGUUUAUUUGUCUCCGGUGAUUACUCCUCUGGUCAGUCGAUGGGCGAUGAACUUGUUGUUGAGGACAGAAGAGUUAACUUCGAUUUUGACGAGGUUGAUGACUAUGGUGGGAACCUCGGUGAUCAUGAUGUGGAGGAGGGCGUUGGCCUUGGGAAUCGCUAG